AUGGACAAGACACAGGCAUGCACCAAAACCAACACAACAACCAACAGUUCAAAACCCUGCACAACAACCACCUCCACAACCAGCACAACAACCAACACAAACCAGCACAACCAACAGUUCAAAACCCUGCACCAACAACCACAAACAGAGCAAGGACAUAAAAGAAGUAGAGAACAAGGAAACCAAGAAUUCUUAAAAAUGCUUAAAGAAGAGUGUGGUUUCCCAGAUACUGUUGACUUUAGUGACAGAUAUAAAGAAGCUAUUGAAAGUUCAAGGAUGGAAAUACUGACCCGAACCUAUUUAGCUUUAUGGCUCAGCACCAAAGGAUAUAAUUCAAACCUGGAAAAUACAAGCUCGCUAAGGGAUAUGAUUUAA
Molecule: messenger RNA, 375 nt
Organism: Trichomonas vaginalis G3
Lineage: Eukaryota; Parabasalia; Trichomonadida; Trichomonadidae
Product: protein of unknown function, DUF4106 family
Exons: 1
Coding region: 1-375 (124 amino acids)
Source: RefSeq, a predicted model, not a curated record